This is a messenger RNA of Cantharellus anzutake, 397 nucleotides long. Its product is annotated as Tim10/DDP family zinc finger-domain-containing protein. The coding region runs from base 48 to 308 and encodes 86 amino acids. The transcript is spliced from 3 exons. The record is from RefSeq and is a predicted model, not a curated record. NCBI's taxonomy places the organism in Eukaryota, Fungi, Basidiomycota, Agaricomycetes, Cantharellales, Hydnaceae.
GAACCCGACUGCAUAAGCGCCGUGCUUGGGGUCACGAGACAUCUGUUAUGGCUGAAAAGUUUGACGAAGCUACGCAGAAAGAGCUUCAAAAGUUUCUUCAAGAAGAACAAAAGAGAGAACGUGUGCAACAGACUGUGCAGUCUUUGACUUCAGCAUGUUGGGAUAAAUGCAUCACUGGUAGCGUUUCAACACGGUUCGCUAGAGGAGAAGAAAAAUGCCUCGUGAACUGUGUUGGACGUUUCCUCGACACUUCCCUGCACAUGGUCAACCGCUUGGAAGCAAAUAGACAGGCCCAUUCUUCACUAUAAAUGGAGGGCACAUCCACAAUACAGUGACCUUUGACGUGCCUGAAUGCCUCCAAUAUUGCGACCCUUCAACAUCCCAGCAGAAAAUAUCU